AUGGCUUCUCGGAAAAAGAUUGCCAUGAGCCUCUCGAGUCGCAUCAGUUCUUGCAAGAGCCACGGAAAUAAAACGUCAGGGGUUGUCAACACCUUGUGGUACCCGUGCGUUGGUUUUCAACGAGCCUUUGAUCUGGGUUCCGCGAGGGAAUUCCUUGAAAUGGGAAAUCUUGACAAGCUGUCUUCUGUUCAGAAACUGCUCAACCUUGCGGCGGAUUCGCAAAAAUCCAACAGUCAAACAGAUGUUUCGGUCGAAUGGAUCAUCAAGGGGAAAUCGAGACCCUUUAUUACAGUCGCAGUUCUAGUCCUUGUAGUACUCGGCUUCUCCAUUGCAUUCAAUGCGGUGUUAUGUCGUCGGUUGGCACUGCUGGAGAAAAAUUUAGCAUCCCUCCAACACUUGGUUGAAACUUCAACCCUGAUUCUUACUCCCGACCCUGCUGACAGGAGCGAAAUUCGCACUAAACGUCAAACAAGAAACGAUAAUGCGACUAAUACGCGUCGAAAAAAUGGCCGUGCUGCAAACGUAAUCAGAGGCGUUCAGUUCCGACCGUGCUUCAGCGACGUUUUGGAUUCGGAAAGCAAUGGAGGCCUGAUAACGGAUUGGCAUCCAGAAUGGUCCUCGAAUCCGUUCAAGUACGAUUUCGACCCUGUUACUAGAAGUGUGAUGACCGUGUUGGAGGAUGGAAUUUACAUGGUUUACGCUCAGGUGUAUUUCCUAAACAGCUACGAAGUGAGCAGUUUCGAGAUCCUCGUUCGCGGAGGCAACGCAGUCACAGCGGAACGUGAGAAAGUCCUCGCUCGGUGUUCAGACUCGGGAUCCACACUGACUCCCAUCAACAAACGCAGUGAAGCUUCGUGUUACACUUCAACCAUUGUCCCACUGUCGAAAGGAGACUCAAUUUUCGUGCGAGUGAGAGAGACUAGCCGAGUUUUGAACGCAUCCCGCGGGAACACGUUUCUUGGGGUGUUUAAAUUAUCAAAGAGCUCUGCUGAUGAGGCAGUUAUGGGGAAGAAGGGUUUAGAUCCCCAGUGUCCGAUAUCCUGAAUUUUCAGGUAUGAUCCGUUUGUGUAACGGUGAUAUUAUGCAUCCUCUGAUUCAGUGUUCCCCAAUCUUUUUGUGCCCACAGACCGGCAAAUUUCCAUGACAUUUUUGUAUACUAUUAAAACAAGCUAAAAAUUUUUGACACCUGCCAUGAAGUUCUCCAAACAAAAAUGUUAAUGCAAAAAUUAAGUUGAGAAUGCCUUCAAAGAAUUAUAAAUCUGUGUUUCAAGAAAAGUUUCUAGGAAUAAUUUAUUUUGGUGGGUGAAAGUUUGUCUGAAGUGUCAUGAGAAAAGCCGAACUUAUAUUUUUGUCAGAUUCUUUCAACUGCCAUUUUCUCUUUCAAUUUUUAAGAUAAAGAUACCAGACUUUAUAACUACCUUUGAUAAAUUUAUUAUGCUGAAGAAAAUUUCCUGUUGACCAGCAAAAAACUUCUGUGGACAGGCACCAGUUGGCAGACCACUGCUCAGUUUGGUGUGGACAGCACAGAGCUCUGUGCUUUUUUUUAAGAAUAUGCUGAAGGAUCGGCAACCAGUUUUGUGUUCUGUACAUAGGAAAGAAGAAUUAUCUGCUCACAUUUUUUUCUGCAAUGCUGGUUGUGGAGAUUCCCUGAAGGAAACAUUUGGUUGAGAAACUUGCUCUUUUUCCACCCCCCCCCCCCCCCUCUUCCAAAUUAUGGAUCAAAAUGACUUUCCUCAUCAUGAAUAGAUCUCCUGUUUCUGACACCUCGUGAGAAAGAAAGAUUUGUAUCUUCCUUGUCAAGCAGGAAAGCUCUAAAUGAGUUGAAAUGUUUUCCAUGGGUCUAAAAAAUGGAUGAUCCAUGGAGUGUUUGCAGAAAGACUACCAUAUUUGCUCAAGUACCACAUGCACCUAAAAAAUUUACCUCAAAUUGGGGUGUGCAUCAUACUAAAGUGUUCCUUCUUCAGCAAAUUUUCUACAUUUUUCCUAUCGUUGAAGACAAAUUUUGGAAUGAAGCUAUUUCAGAGACAAAUUUUUGAAAAUAUGUAUUUAUACUCAAAUAAAACAGACAGAUGAAAAUGUGAGACAAGAACAAACUCAUACAAAAUUAAAUUCAAAUUUAAUUUUCUAAAUUUCAAUUUUUAGCAUGUAAUUCUUCAAUUGAAUAGACUUCAGAGUCACAGAAAAGUGGGCUGUGUGUCUUACAAAAGGAUUUAUUUUUCUCAAAAAUCAAGGUGCAUGUGUUACAUGAGUGCAUGUGAUACUUCAGUAAGAACAGUACUGUCCUUGUGUUUUUCAAGAGACCUACAGUGAUUUUACUGUAUUGUAAAUAAAAAUUUCUUUUGGAAGGGGGGGGGAGGUUGAGAAAAAAGUUUCAACUUGUUGCUCCACUUGGCCUGUCAACAUUGUAUUAUCAUCUACCAAUUUGUGCUUCCAUAUCAGUAGUGAUAAGGCGCGAAGAAAAAAUGAGUCAACAGAAUAAAAGUGAAUGACUGACAUGUGCCUUGAGGAUAGAAAGAGAGCUUGCCAUUUUUGUUGCUGCCUGAAUGCUCAUCAGUGCUCAGUCUCAGGAAGCAUUGGUGUGAUAAUUGCUGAUUUUCGAGCUUUUUUGUUUUUGCUGAGAUGAAGGAACCCGUUUUGUAAGAAAUUGUUCUGUGACUUGAGUUGUGCGGAAACAGUCAAGCUACAAACUGAACUGCGGCAAUAAAUAGGGCUUCUUUGUACGGAAA
Notodromas monacha is the source of this 2726-nucleotide messenger RNA. NCBI's taxonomy places the organism in Eukaryota, Metazoa, Arthropoda, Ostracoda, Podocopida, Cyprididae. The record is from the annotation of a GenBank genome assembly.